This is a messenger RNA of Aspergillus piperis CBS 112811, 930 nucleotides long. RefSeq lists its product as uncharacterized. Lineage: Eukaryota; Fungi; Ascomycota; Eurotiomycetes; Eurotiales; Aspergillaceae. Gene Ontology annotation, molecular function: DNA binding. The record is from RefSeq and is a predicted model, not a curated record. Gene Ontology annotation, biological process: DNA recombination; double-strand break repair. The transcript is spliced from 5 exons. Bases 1 to 930 code for a protein of 309 amino acids. Gene Ontology annotation, cellular component: nucleus.
AUGUCUACGUCUGAACACACGUCACCUCCUCGGGUUCUACGUGUCCCCAGGUCUGAUGAGCCCGACAGUUAUGUGCUGCUCCACGUCGCGCGCACCAAUACGGCUGCACUCGACUUGAAUCUCACUGCAACGGAAGGAGAAUUUCCGUAUAAUGGGGUCGUGCGACAGGCUCGUGCGAAGACUCACCGUUCAAAGGGUUACCAGGGAACCGAUGAGGACUGGGUUCUUAUCCUACUGCGUGCCUUGGGUCAGCUAGAGAUCAAUACAGACAAUUCAGAUCUGCUAUCUGGUAUUGAAUUAUCAGCUAGCAUCAAGGGGCAGGCGCUAAAGCAGGAUGAUGAGCAAGCUAUCCAGCUAUUUGACUGGUCUGCUAUCGCCGUUGCCAGAGCUGAUAUGCUUGAGCAGCAGUUAUUAAAAUUGCAACGGCACUAUCACGAAGCCGACAGCACUAUCGAGCAGCUCAAUAAGCAAAUUGAAGACUUCAUAUCUGCAAAACGCCGCCAUGAGGAACAGCUUAUGACGAACUUUACGCAAGUUCUAAAUCAGAAAAAGCUCAAAAUUCGCAAUCAACAACGCUUGUUGGCUUCAGCGAAAAUUGAUGUGGACGAUGCUGGUAAACAUCAGGCCGCCUCAUCAAAAGUCGGGGCCCGUGUCGGGAGCAAGAAGCAUGCGAAACGUCCUAUUGUGGAAACGAGCGAUGACGAUGCUGAAAGCGAUAAUGGCUCGGAGAGCUUGGAUCAGACCAAGCCUCAAACCAGCCCAGGAAGGAUCUCAGAUACGGACGAUGAACCGAAUUCUACUCCCCAGCCAUUGGAGGAUGUAGAUGAUACUACUGAUGAAGAUUCACCCACAGCGUCCGGCAUCGACCAGGGGCAUCAACAAGACAAUGCCGAAGAAACCGCAGGCGAGACAGACGAUGAUGAGCUAUGA